This is a messenger RNA of Centropristis striata (black sea bass), 4761 nucleotides long. RefSeq names its product contactin-associated protein-like 4. The coding region runs from base 97 to 4044 and encodes 1315 amino acids. Lineage: Eukaryota; Metazoa; Chordata; Actinopteri; Perciformes; Serranidae. The record is from RefSeq and is a predicted model, not a curated record. The transcript is spliced from 24 exons.
AAGUGUGGAGGAGGAGUGGAGUAAAGAGGAGAGGAGAGGCACACUGUCUCCCUCCUUCACCCGUUGGGCUUUUCUGCAGCAUCCUUCCACUUCAUCAUGGAUCCCUGGAGUAAAAAAGUCUGGGGGAUUAUUACGCAGGUCACCCUGAUACUUUUCAGCUUGAACGGGGCAACACGAGGAGAGGUGUGUCACAGUCCGCUGGUAUCCAAUCUUCUGCCAUCGUCCUUCAGAAGCUCCUCGCAGUUGUCGAGCAGCCACGGGCCGGGCUUCGCUAAGCUGAACCGGAGAGAAGGAGCUGGAGGCUGGUCUCCUGUGAGUUCAGACGGAUAUCAGUGGUUGGAGGUCGACCUGGGUGAGCGGACGCAAAUCACUGCUGUUGCCACACAAGGCCGCUAUGGCAGCUCUGAUUGGCUGACGGCCUACCAACUGAUGUUCAGCGACACGGGACACAACUGGAAACAGUAUCGACAGGAAGACAGUAUAGGGACUUUUCCAGGUAACACUAAUGCAGACAGUGUGGUCCAGCACAAGCUCCAGCAUCCUGUGAUCGCCCGCUACGUCCGCCUGAUCCCCCUGGACUGGAACCCAAAUGGCCGGAUUGGACUCAGACUGGAGACUUAUGGAUGUCCUUACAACUCUGACGUGGUGAGCCUCGACGGCCGCAGCAGCCUCCUCUACAGGCUGAGUCCCAGGCCGAGGCAGAUGACCAGGGCGAGCAUCUCUCUGACAUUUAAAACCCUGAGGAACUCUGGGAUACUGCUGCAUGCAGAGGGACAGAGCCAGCACAGCCUCAUCCUUGAGUUAGAGAACGGAAAGCUUCUCUUGCUCCUCCGAAAAGGCAGGAGCUCUUCCCCUGACAGCCAGCACCUCGUGUCUCUGGGCAGCUUGUUAGACAACCAACACUGGCACCACGUCGCAGUGGAGCAUCACAGCACCCACCUGAACCUCACCGUGGACAAAAGCACGCUGUGGGUGCAAAUCCCAGCAAAAUUUACACACUGGGACCAUGACCAGAUGAGUGUGGGAGCAGCCCAGGGUCUCGUCUCUCGGAGGUCAGACAGAAAUUUCCACGGCUGUGUGGAAAACCUGGUUUACAACGGUGUGAACCUGGUAGAACUCGCUAAGCAAAAUGACCAGAGGGUCACCGUGGAGGGCAAUGUGACCUUUUCUUGUGCUGAACCCGUUUUUGUUGCAAUGACGUUCACCAGUCCCCAGAGCUUCCUCUGGCUGCCGGGGCUGAUGGAGCUGUCGUCAGCAGGCGUGUCAGUGGGGCUGCAGUUUCGGACGUGGAACAAGGUGGGGCUUCUGCUGACCUUUGAUCUCCCGAAACAAGGAGGUGCCGUCUGGAUGUACCUGAGCAAAGCCAGGCUCCAUCUGCAGGUCCACAAGUCCGGCAGGGCGCCACUGGAGCUCAGUGCCGGUUCAGCUCUGAAUGACGGUCAGUGGCACGCUGUGGACCUGAUCUCAAGACGAGGACAUCUGUCCGUCUCCGUGGACGGAGGUGAAGGAGCCACUGCGCACGCCAAUCCACCGUUUGUUGUCACCACAGGAGGUCAACUUUUCUUUGGCGGUUGCCCUGCUGAGGGGAGCAACCAGGAGUGCAUUAACCCCUUCAAGGCGUUCCAGGGCUGCAUGCGUCUGCUGACUGUGGACAACCAGCCGGUGGACUUGAUCCUGGUGCAGCAGAGGCUGAUGGGAAACUACAGUCACCUGCAGAUCGACAUGUGUGGCAUCAUCGACAGGUGUUCUCCCAGUCACUGUGAACAUGGAGGCAGCUGCAGUCAAUCAUGGAGCACCUUCCACUGUAACUGCUCCAGCACCGGAUACAGUGGAGCCACUUGUCACAGCUCAAUAUACGAGCAGUCCUGCGAGGCGUACAAACACAAAGGCAACACGUCGGGGUAUUAUUACAUUGAUGUCGAUGGCAGCGGACCCAUCAGACCACAGCUGAUAUACUGCAACAUGACAGAGGAUAAAACAUGGAUGGUGAUCCAGCACAACAACACAGAUGUGACGAGAGUCCGACCAUCGCCGGGGAAGGAUCAGCACUCGGCUCACUUUGAAUACACAUCUGAGGAGGAGCAGCUGGCAGCUGUUAUUAGCCAAUCAGAGCACUGCGAACAGGAACUGACCUACCACUGCAGGAAGUCACGCCUCCUCAACACACCGGACGGCCCUCUGCUCAGCUGGUGGGUUGGAGGUCCAGGUGCAGGACAGGUGCAGACCUAUUGGGGUGGGGCUCCUCCAGGCAGCCAGCAGUGUUCCUGUGGCCUGCAGGAGAACUGUGUGGACCCCAGACACUACUGCAACUGUGAUGCUGACCGCACUGAAUGGGCGAAUGACUCAGGCCUGCUGACCCAUAAGGAGACCCUCCCUGUCAGAUCUGUGGUGCUGGGCGAUGUCCAGAGGCCUGGCUCAGAAAGCGCCUACAGGGUCGGCCCUCUCCGUUGUCAUGGAGACAAAAAUGUCUGGAAUGCUGCAUUUUUCGACAAGGAGACGUCGUAUCUCCACUUUCCCACAUUUCACGGAGAGCUGAGUGCGGAUAUCUCCUUCCUGUUUAAAACCACUUCAUCCUCCGGUGUCUUCCUGGAAAACUUGGGCAUCAAAGACUUCAUCCGGAUUGAACUCAGCUCCGCCACCGAGGUCCUUUUCUCCUUUGACGUUGGCAAUGGUCCGUUGGAGGUUCGGGUGGUGGCUGGCUUCCCGCUGAACGACAACAGGUGGCAUCGCAUUCGAGCCGAGCGGAACGUUAAAGAGGCAUCGCUCCGCCUCGACGAGCUGCCUGCUGCCACACAGGAGGGUCCUGUUGAUGGGCACAUCCACCUGCAGCUCAACAGCCAGUUGUUUAUAGGUGGCACUGCGUCCAGGCAGAAGGGCUUUCGGGGCUGCAUUCGCUCUCUGCAGCUGAAUGGCGUCACUCUGGACCUGGAGGAGAGAGCGAAGAUCACCCCUGGGGUUCAGGCCGGGUGUCCGGGACACUGUAGCAGCUACGGCUCACUCUGCCAGAACCAGGGUCACUGUGUGGAGAGACCCAACAGCUUCUCCUGUGACUGUGGCCUGUCUGCCUAUACAGGAGCCUUCUGUGACAGAGAAGUUUCAGCCAGCUUUAAGUCAGUAACAUCCGUCAGCUACACCUUCAAGGAGCCGGUGCCGGACGAGCUGAACAGGAGCACCAGCAGCAGCAGCAGCAACACCCUGCCCUCCUCCAUCUUCUCUGACGUGACCCUGAGAGCCGAAAACGUCUCCCUGAGCUUCAGGACCAGCCAGAGUCCAGCCCUGCUCCUGUACGUCGGCUCCUACACCAAGGAGUACCUGGCUUUGCUGCUCAACAAGCACGACAUGCUGGAGGUGAGAUACAGACUGGACAGCAGCAAAGACGCAGAGAUCCUGAGAAGCAAAGUGAGGAACCUCGCCAACGGACAGCUACAUGUUGUCACCAUCAGCAGACUGGCAGACGGCGUCUCUGUGCAGAUUGACCUGAACACCAAAGAAGAGUUCAACUUGACAUCUGAUGUAGAAUUCAAUACUAUCAGGUCGCUGGUUCUCGGCAGAGUGCUUGACUCUGGUGAGCUGGAUCCGGAGCUGUCUCGGCUUGCCUCUCUGGGUUUCACAGGCUGUCUCUCUGCUGUCCUCUUUAACUCCAUCAGCCCUCUAAAAGCUGCGCUGCUCCACGCAGACACCAGCCCUGUCAUUGUUACAGGCCCGCUGGUCCAGUCCAUUUGUGGCUCCACUUCAGCCAAUCCCUACGCAGCAGAACCCACACACCACCUGUCAGGCCAGUCUGGAUCAGUGGGAACGGGUCAGCCUUUAGUGAAUGCCAUCAGGAGUGACUCAGCUCUAAUUGGAGGUGUGAUAGCCGUGGUGAUCUUUGUGACCGUGUCUGCAUUAGCCAUAAUGGCGCGAGUCCUCUACAGGAGGAAAGGGACAUGUCAGAGCCAGGAAGUAAAGACAGUAAAGCCCGAAGACAGCCCGGAACUGCCGUUCACCAGCCAGACCAGCUCACAGAAUGGUCCGAGCGAGAACCAGAAAGAAUAUUUUAUCUAGGUGGAGGUUUGACCUGCUGACCUGACCAGGCAGCGCUGCAGCUGAGGAGACAGACAGAGACGGAGAUGCCUUGUCAAGCCUCAGUGCUUUACACUAUAAACUGAGCCCAAACUGUGGCUCGACACGAAGACUUACACAGAGCUAUAACUCGUGUUCUGUCUCCUUUUGUUUGGUUUUGGCUUCUGUGGUUGUAUUUUUGUAAAGACUGUAUACAGAUGCACAAGAACAAAGUGUUGAAUUUAUAAUAUGUCAAUACUGUCAGUAGAAUUGUAAAUAUUUAAUGACGUUAAAAAAAAUUCAAAAAAUGCCUUUAUAUCAAUCCGUUCUUCUCUGUCCUAUUGAAAUGUUUGAAAUGAUUAAAUGAGAAACUGUUUUUUCAUCGAGUUGAAAGUUAAAGAAGGUUUGUCGGGUAAAUACAUUUUUCCAACAUGGAUAAUGAAUGUUUGCUGUUUUGAGUGACUGAGCCAAGUUAAUUGAAUUUCCAGCUGUUUUUGUUGUUUUUUUGCACCUACUGUAUGAACUGUGGCAAAGCAAAAUGUAUCCGUUCACAUUGAACAUUUCUCAUUUUCUUAAAGUUUCACUCACAAUGAUUCUUUUUCAUAUCAUUGCAGCUUGAAGCAAAACUUAACUCAUAUUUAUUUUUAUUUUGCUUGAUUUCUCUUUUUCUCUGGCUUUCUCUCAAUGUAGUUCUGAACAGUAAAGGUGUUGACAGAUGCA